AUGGGCGACGAAUUUUUUGGGCACAGACGAGGAGGAAGAGGAAAAGGGCUGCUGAUUGGUUCGUUGUGCGGCGGCGCACCGGCGCAGGCGCAGGGGAUUGAACAGCUUUCGAGCAGCCGCCAAAGCUUCUCGACUGGGAUUCUUCCUUCUCUUGGCGCUAGAAGCAAUCGCACCAUAAAGCUUCGAUCUUUCAUCAUCUCACCCUAUGACCGUCGUUAUAGAGCAUGGGAGACUUUUCUUGUUGUUCUUGUUGUCUACACGGCCUGGGUUUCGCCAUUCGAGUUUGGUUUUCUCGAAAAACCUCAGGGACCUCUUUCAAUCAUGGACAACGUGGUUAAUGGCUUUUUCGCCAUUGAUAUCAUCUUAACAUUCUUUGUGGCUUAUUUGGAAAAGAGCACUUACCUUCUUGUGGACGACCCGAAAAAGAUUGCUUGGAAAUACACGACUUCUUGGCUCGUGUUUGACAUUAUAUCCACAAUCCCUUCCGAACUCGCUCGUAAAAUCUCCACCUUCCGUUUUUAUGGCUUAUUCAACAUGCUCCGUCUCUGGCGUCUCAGACGAGUCAGCGCCUUGUUUUCUCGACUGGAGAAGGAUAGGAACUUCAACUACUUUUGUGUUCGGUGCGCAAAGCUUAUAUGUGUUACCUUGUUUGCUGUUCAUUGUGCCGGUUGCUUUUAUUAUGUGCUGGCGGCUCAUUACCCCAACCCCUCGAAUACUUGGAUUGGAGUAGGCUUUCCCGAUUUCCUUAGGCAGAGCCUAUGGACUCGUUACGUAAUGUCAAUAUACUGGUCAAUCACAACUUUGACUACUGUUGGGUAUGGUGAUUUGCAUGCACAAAACACGAGGGAAAUGUUAUUCUGCAUUUUGUACAUGCACUUUAACUUGGGGCUCACGGCAUACAUAAUUGGAAACAUGACGAAUUUGGUGGUACAUGGGACUAGUAAGACGAGGCGAUUUGUGUCGGAAAUGAGGGCCGAAUAUUUCGCUCCGAAGGAAGAUGUGAUUUUGCAGAAUGAGGCCCCCACGGACUUCUAUAUAAUUGCCAAUGGGGCAGUGGUUGUUGGGGAGGCCAAAUCCGGCGAACUUUGUGGUGAGAUUGGUGUACUUUGCUAUAGGCCUCAAUUGUUCACGGUUCGUACGAAAAGGUUGACCCAGCUAUUACGACUCAAUCGUACAACAUUCCUGAAUAUUAUUCAGGCCAAUGUUGGAGAUGGGUCAAUAAUAAUGAGUAAUCUCUUACAGCACUUGAAGGAUUUAAAGGACCCAAUAAUGGAAGGAGUUUUGUUAGAGACGGAGAACAUGAUUGCUCGGGGGAGAAUGGACCUACCCCUCACUCUAUCUUUUGCAGCACUCAGAGGAGAUGAUCUGCUUUUGCAUCAAUUGCUUAAGAGAGGGUUGAAUCCAAAUGAGUUGGAUAAUGAUGGGAGGACUGCUCUUCAUAUUGCAGCAUCUCAAGGAAACGACAACUGCGUGCGUCUUUUGCUCGAUUUUGGAGCCAAUCCUAACAGCAGAGAUUCACAAGGGAGCGUCCCGAUGUGGGAGGCCAUCCUCAACGGCCACAAAACGAUAACCAAACUCUUGUCCGAAAACGGUGCCACACUCACCUCGGGCGACAUCGCCCAAUUCUCGUGCACGGCCGCCGAACAAAACAAUCUCGACGCACUAAACGAGAUUGUCCGUCUCGGCGGCGACGUGUCCCUUCCAAAUCACAACCACCGAACGGCCCUCCACGCCGCCGUCUGCGAGGGAAGCCACGAGACGGUCGAAUUCCUCCUCGACCGCGGGGCCGACCCCGACGCGCCUGACGCGGACGGGUGGACCCCACGUGACCUAGCCGAGCAGCAAGGCCAGGAAAACAUUCAAAAGCUCUUCGACUCUCACGAGACGCGAACAAAAGUCGAGCCCAAGACAAUAAUCUCGGAAAAGAGCCGUGGGGUGGGGUUCUUGGGGGGACACAAGAGCGAGCCGGCAAUGCCGCCGGCGGAGUCGUGGGGCGGUUCCCGACACAGGCGGCGGGCGGCGACGGGAAGUUUUCACAAUUCUUUGUUUGGGGUCGUCUCGGCUGCUGCACGUAACAGUUUAAAUCCUACUCCGGGGUUGAGGGUGAGGAUGAGCUGUCCCGAGAAGGGGGAUUUUGGCGGGAAGCUUGUGCUUCUACCAGAGAGUUUCGAGAAGCUUCUGGAAAUGGGGAGGUCGAGGUAUGGGGUUUUGAGGUGGAAGGUUUUGAGCGGAGAUGGGGCGGAGAUUGAGGGUUUGGAGGUUGUGAGAGAUGGAGAUCAUUUGGUUUUCGCGAGCGGGGAUGGGGAGAGGAUGGAUUGA
Molecule: messenger RNA, 2319 nt
Organism: Striga asiatica
Lineage: Eukaryota; Viridiplantae; Streptophyta; Magnoliopsida; Lamiales; Orobanchaceae
Source: the annotation of a GenBank genome assembly